This is a messenger RNA of Paramacrobiotus metropolitanus, 2048 nucleotides long. RefSeq names its product proton-coupled zinc antiporter SLC30A1-like. Gene Ontology annotation, cellular component: membrane. Gene Ontology annotation, biological process: zinc ion transmembrane transport; intracellular zinc ion homeostasis; detoxification of zinc ion. Gene Ontology annotation, molecular function: zinc ion transmembrane transporter activity. The coding region runs from base 441 to 1706 and encodes 421 amino acids. NCBI's taxonomy places the organism in Eukaryota, Metazoa, Tardigrada, Eutardigrada, Parachela, Macrobiotidae. The transcript has 8 exons. The record is from RefSeq and is a predicted model, not a curated record.
AAGUUAUUUAUCUCUUAUCCAAAGAAAUCAGAAAAGUUUACUUUUGCUUACACACAUUUUCAAACACGACUGACAAGUGCGCGUGCGGCGAUUUCGUAAACGGUAGAAACCUACAAUUAAGUGUGAUGUUCCCAAAAUUAAUGCCCUGAUGCGUUUGGGUCACUCAGAAAAUAAUAUCGUUAGCUGUACAGCCUCUGUACUCACACGUGGAAGUAUCAUCGCCAGUCACCAUUGACAGUCCGACUGACAGACCGCGCUGUCAGCUGAUCGAUAAAAUAAGAAAGUUCACUUGAGGCCAACACGGUUGCAGGCUGCAGUCAGUCACUGGAUUGUUGUGGUUCGGGAUUGCUUGCUACUCAUUCAUUUGAUCUCCAACAUUGUGCAUUUGCACAAAGAAUCCGGAAGAGUGUUUCUUUGAUUAUGUUAAAUACUUUGUAAUCAUGCCAGAACCGAGAAAAAGCCAUGGAAUUGCUCCGAUUAUUUAUACCUGUUUACUGCUGAUACUGAAUAUAGCUUAUUUUGGAGCGUCGUUGAUUAUCAGCUACACCACGCAUUGUCUGACACUGCGUAUGGACUCCAAUUAUGUGUUGUUUGUUGUGGGCUCGCUGAUUGUUUCGCUGAUAGACAUGAAGUUUCGCAACGUGCGCUCGCUGAAAAACACAUUUGGAUGGGCGCGGAUAGAGUUUUUGGGCAGCCUUUUUAAUGCAACAUUUCUGGCGUCGCUGAGCUUUUCGGCUGCCGUGGAAUCCAUCCAACAGCUGAUUCAUCUCGCUGGGCACUCUGGACAUGAUCACGGUGUGCAUCAGGAUGAGGCGAUGACCAUUAUCAUAUUUGGAUUGAUCAGAUGUGGACUGGCCGUAAUCACGUUUUCCGCUCGCAUUGCUAUGAAAGACACUCAAACAAAGAUUGUUGUUAACUACACGCAAAAUGCCGGAGUGGAACUGUGCGUUUUGCAGCCGUCAAACAGUAAUGGCGACCAAAACAGUGAUUCAGAAUUAAGGCAUCUCCACAAAUCCCCGGUAUUGUCACCCAAUCUUCCCGUGGCCGUGAUACGGGAAACCGUUGGUCCUGUCACCAUUCUGGCGUGUGGCCUGAUUAUCUUCUUUUACGGUGCCCCGGAAACGUAUCGUUGGUACUUAUACGUCGAUCCCGCUAUUUGCCUGACCCAGCUGUUAAUUCUGGGACUGACACUGUUUCACAAUGCCAAAGAAUCAUCCAUGGCGCUCAUGUUGACCAUUCCACGUCAUGUGAAUAUUCUGGAGUUGCAAAAAAAGCUCAUCCGAACGUUUCCGCGGACAAUUUUGGACGUGCAUGAUUUUCACCUAUGGCGCUCUUCUCGCGAUCACUUAGUGGUUACAUGCCAUCUUAUUUGCACUUCCCUGGCAGAUUACGUUCGGGCUAGUGCAGAUAUUGACUGCUUCUUUCGCGGCGAAGGUAUCGAAGAGGUCACGAUACAACCGGAAGUACUGCCGGAUACUGAUCCAGAAAUCAAUGAUGUAAUGACACCUAACGCGUGCGCCUGCUGCGAAGCCAGCCCUAAAUGUUGCUCGUUAAAAGAAACAAGCCAACUGCAAGACAUUCGCAAGAGGACUAUUCACAAGCCAACGCCAGAGAUGGCUGACCUUGAAAUGGAUCCAACUACCAGCGGCGAUAGUGGGACCGAUGAACCGCAGGAAAAUACCAUAAUAUCUGUAGCUAACCCUUGAUAAAAUUCCAAAUGCUCAAGAUAAUCAACAAUCGUCUUUUGCGGUGUUCCAAAACAGGCAGCUUUCGGGAUAAAGCACCUAGUAUUGUAAUGUUGCACCGUUUUACUCAUCUGUUUUUAUCAUUGUGAUUUUUUAUCGAUUUCUUGCCUUCGCUUUUACACUCUCCAAAAGAACGCAGCUUUUUUCCAAAUCUGUUAUUGUUUUAUGAAGUUUUUUACUUUUUAUGUUAAAUUUUCCUACGAGUAUUUGUUACCGAAUCCAGGUACUGUGUUGUGGUCUUUCGUGAUCCGGUGCCUUGAUAAAAUAGUCCGUGAAUGCUUUUAAUAAAAAUUAUGAACAUAU